AUGGGCGUGCUACGAACUAGGACCAUCCGCGACCUCCUGCUCGUGCUCCUGGGUGCGACAGCCAUGCGCCUCGCGUCCAGCUUCUUCCAGAUCUUCACCCAGGAGCAGUCCAUCAUCGUCAACACCCAGAUCAGCUCCAGGAUCAUACCCCAAAACGACGUCCACGCCCCGGCCGCAGUCGUCGACCGCGGGCGCAAGCAGGUGCAGGAACAGGUGAAGGAGCGCACCGCCCAGAAGUCGGUCGUAACAGAGAUUGCAGACGUCUCGCAUAACUUCCCCGAGACCACCAUCGUCUCGCACGCUCCUGGCUGGACCGUCUUCCGCAAUCUCUACAUGUCCAAUGGCACCCUCUUCGUUGUAACAAACGAACCACCAAUGUCUUUCCCGGACAUCCAGUACAUCACUUCCACCGGUCGGCCCGCAGAAGCGACAGAGGAGAGUGUCCGCGCUCGCAUGCCCACCACCGACAACAUGGACUUCAUCACGCCCGCCCAAGCACGGUUGCGCUGGGGCAGCAACCCCGACCGCUGGGAGCGCAACAGGGUGUGGUCCGUCGAGGGCAACACCUUCCUCUUCAACGACCCGCACCAGUUCCUCGACCACUAUUACCACUUCUGCGCGGAGCUCCUCUUCGGCGCCUGGGCAUUCUGGUCCGGCGCGUUCAAGGCCGUCGUCGACCCUUCCUCCGCCAGCCUCACCACCGCACCGCCAGUACAGCACGUCAUCUUCGCGCACGCGGACGCCUACGGCUGGCGGGACGGGCCCGGCUUCAACUCGUACUUCAUGCGCGCCGUCUUCCCAUCGAUCACGGUCGAGGUCGAGGAAGACUGGGAGGACCGCAUCGACUCGACGGUCUCCCCCGGCGCCCGAGCCCGCGCAUGGCACUUCGACAACGUGCUCCUCGCGGACCGCUCCGCCGCAUUCCGCGGCGAGGCGUGCGGCUCGCGCACGCAGCGCACCGCGGCGGAGGCGGUCGAGCAUAUGCGUCGUGCGGGGAACCUCACCCGCUGGUGGUGGGAGCCCGUGCGCCGCGCGGUGCUCCGCUUCGCGGGCGUCGACGAGCGUGUGAUGGACAUCGGCGUGCGCGCGGAACAGACUGCCGCGGCCCUUGGCAAGACGAGGCCGCAGCUUCUUGCGGGCGCAUCUGCACCCCCGCUGCAUCUCGGCCAGGACGUGGUCAUCACGUAUAUCUCCCGGCAGGGGUCGAAGCGCCAUCUGAUAGAGGGUCAUCAUGAAGCACUAGUCACGGCCUUGACGGAGAUGUGCAGGCGUCACGGGUGGGAGCUUAACAUCGUGCAGGCGGAGAGGCUGAGCAUGGAGCAGCAGCUGGAGUUGGCAGCACGCACCACGAUCAUGCUAGGUGUGCACGGGAAUGGCUUAACGCAUCUUAUCAUGAUGCCCGUCACGCCCAUCUCGGCCGUCAUCGAGAUUUUCUACCCGACCGGGUUUGCGCACGACUAUCAGUGGACGACACACGCCCUGGGCAUGCGACACUUCGCCGUGUGGAACGAUACAUACCAUACGGUGCCCGACAAACCAGACCCCAACUACCCCGAAGGCUUCCAGGGCACGCAGAUCCCCGUCUACCCGCCAACGAUAACCCAAAUCAUCGAGGACCGCAUCGCGGGGCGAGUAUGA
This is a messenger RNA of Sparassis crispa, 1638 nucleotides long. RefSeq lists its product as hypothetical. The coding region runs from base 1 to 1638 and encodes 545 amino acids. NCBI's taxonomy places the organism in Eukaryota, Fungi, Basidiomycota, Agaricomycetes, Polyporales, Sparassidaceae. Gene Ontology annotation, molecular function: protein O-acetylglucosaminyltransferase activity. Gene Ontology annotation, cellular component: endoplasmic reticulum. Gene Ontology annotation, biological process: protein O-linked glycosylation via mannose. The transcript is spliced from 4 exons. The record is from RefSeq and is a predicted model, not a curated record.